AUGGGGUUAUCUGUUAAAGACCACAAAGCCGAAUCGGCUACCGAAAUUGCUAUUACAACAGUUUACUUAUUUGGAGAACCACGAAUUUUACAGAGCGGGCAUAGGUUCCCGUGUAGAUAUUUGAUUAAUGGCAUUCAUGUCACAGCUCAUCCACGUUCACAUCCUCAAGAUGGUAAAUUUAGUCGUAAACGUGUGAAAAUGAUGCAUUUUAGAUGGUCUGAAUGA
Messenger RNA from Adineta steineri, 225 nucleotides. The record is from the annotation of a GenBank genome assembly. NCBI's taxonomy places the organism in Eukaryota, Metazoa, Rotifera, Eurotatoria, Adinetida, Adinetidae.